AUGUAUAAGGACCAUGUGUAUGAACUAAUUGGAAAGGGAACUGGAGCCAGAGAUGUACAGAAACCUGGAGUAUCUGAACAAAAGGUAGAUCAUGCAGACCGUCAACGUAAAUCUAAUAGAAAAGUAAAGCAUAGUUCAACAGAAAAACCCAAAUCUGAAGAUGCAGCUCGUUUGGUUGAACAGCUGGAAUAUGAGCGCAAGCAACAUGAAAAUGUUAAGAAAAAAGCAAAGACUAGACAUAUCUCAUUAACGAAACCUGAACCACCCACAGGCAAGCUGAAUGCUGAAGAACAUGUAUAUGAUCCAGUUGCUGAAGAUCCAGAUUGGCAUAAAGAGCACAUAUAUGAUACGGUUGCAGGAAGCCAAUAUCAGAUGCAAGAACACAUCUAUGAUACAGUGACUGAAGAUCAGAAUUGGGAAGAAGACCAUAUAUAUGAAACAAUAGGAUCACAUAGAGACAUCUUGAAGGAACCAGCAGUGAGUAUUGAAUCACAGGAUGAUCAGUUAGGAUACGAUGAAGAAAAGAAUGAUUAUGUUUUCUAUGGAGAAUAUAGUGAAAGUGAGUCCCACCCAGUGCCAGCUCCAAAAGUUCCUACUUCUCCAGACCAGGAAAAAAGAAAUAGACACAGAACCAAUGUCAUCAAUGAGAUUAUAAACAAAGAGCGAGACUAUGUCAAGAACUUAAAGGACAUCUAUGAGGGUUACUACAAGCGUUGUCAAAAAUAUCCUGAUAUGUUCUCACAAGAACGACUGUAUACCAUCUUUGCAAACAUUGACAACAUUUACAAAUUCCAGAAGAAGUUCCUGAAAUGUCUAGAGAGGGCAUAUAAUUCACAACAGCCAUACUUGACUGCAUUUGGCUUCUGCUUCCUCGAUUAUGCUCAAGGUUUCCUGAUCUACUCUGAUUACUGCAACAACCACCCCAAUGCUGUCUCAGAAAUCAGUAAACUCCUGAAGAUACAAGAGUAUGCCUUAUUUUUUGAGACCUGCCGACUGCACCAGCGCAUGAUGAACCUCUCAAUGGAUGCCUACCUGAUAAUGCCAGUGCAGAAAAUCUGUAAAUAUCCACUGCAGCUGAUGGAGCUACUGAAGGCCACUGAAUCUUGUCACAUGGAUUACAAAGACGUAGAUUCUGCCACAACAGCGAUGAAGAAUAUUGCCAAUGUGAUUAAUGAACGCAAGAGACGGAUUGAAAAUCUUGAUAAGCUCCCAAGGUGGCAGCAUACAGUUAUGAAUUGGAAGGGAGAAGAUCUUUUGGAACGCAGCUCUGAAUUAAUUCAAAGCGGUGAAUUAAUUGUCGUCAUGAAGCCUCAAGGCAAAAGCAAAGACAUGAUAGUUUUCCUCUUUGACCAUCAAGCAAUCUUAUGUAAGAAGGAUAUUCUACGUCGUGACAUCUUAUACUACAAGAACAGAAUAGACGUUGAUAAUAUUCUGGUGGUAGACAUAAACGAUGGAAAAGAUUGGGAAUUCAAUGUCAAGGUUAAAAAUGCUUUCAAACUUCAAAGUAAGCUUGUAGACGAUGAGGUGCAUCUAUUCUGUGCAAAGAAAUCUUCAGAGAAACUGCUGUGGCUUCAUGCCUUUGAGGAUGAAAGGAAACUGGUUAGAAAUGAUGAAGAAUCAGGCUUUGUCAUCACUGAAGCUCAAAAACAGAAGGCGAAAAUUCUUGCAAAAAAGCCAAUGAAGAAGAAAAGAGGUGAUUUUGCUGAUAUUAAAUAA
Molecule: messenger RNA, 1716 nt
Organism: Stegostoma tigrinum
Lineage: Eukaryota; Metazoa; Chordata; Chondrichthyes; Orectolobiformes; Stegostomatidae
Product: rho guanine nucleotide exchange factor 4-like
Exons: 11
Coding region: 1-1716 (571 amino acids)
Biological process (GO): intracellular signal transduction
Molecular function (GO): guanyl-nucleotide exchange factor activity
Source: RefSeq, a predicted model, not a curated record